Neoarthrinium moseri is the source of this 600-nucleotide messenger RNA. RefSeq lists its product as uncharacterized. The transcript has 2 exons. Gene Ontology annotation, molecular function: protein-N-terminal amino-acid acetyltransferase activity. The record is from RefSeq and is a predicted model, not a curated record. Gene Ontology annotation, cellular component: NatC complex. Gene Ontology annotation, biological process: N-terminal peptidyl-methionine acetylation. NCBI's taxonomy places the organism in Eukaryota, Fungi, Ascomycota, Sordariomycetes, Amphisphaeriales, Apiosporaceae. The coding region runs from base 1 to 600 and encodes 199 amino acids.
AUGACGGUGGAGCCGGUCGUUGCAUUACCCGGCGAGCUGCGCUACAUACAGUACCAACAUGCUCUCGAAGACCAGUACCUCCCCGCCAUCCGAGCCUUGAUCUCCAAAGAUCUCAGCGAGCCCUACAGCAUAUACGUCUACCGAUACUUCCUGUACCAAUGGGCUCACCUAUGGGCCAAGGAUGCUAAUAGCAACUCCCGGUGGCAGGCCCUCAACCCCCAGGACAACUCCCUCGUCGGCGUUGUCAUCUGCAAGCUGGAACACCACGCAUCGCACUCGCCGCCCACCUACCGAGGAUACAUUGCCAUGCUAGCCGUGGCGUCGGCCCAUCGCGGCCAUGGCAUUGCCACCGCGCUCGUCAAGAAGGCGAUUGAUACAAUGGCCGAGAGGAACGCCGACGAGAUCGUGCUCGAGACCGAGGAGUCCAACAAGCCGGCCAUGCGCCUGUACGAGCGCCUGGGCUUUCUGAGGUCCAAGAAGCUACAUCGCUACUAUCUGAACGGCAACAGCGCCUACCGGCUCGUCUUGCUGCUCAAGUCGCAGAUACCCCCUCUUCCCAGCGUGGAUGCGAACCCCGACGGCCAGCGCCAGUCCGACUAG